Molecule: messenger RNA, 615 nt
Organism: Solanum verrucosum
Lineage: Eukaryota; Viridiplantae; Streptophyta; Magnoliopsida; Solanales; Solanaceae
Exons: 2
Coding region: 253-576 (107 amino acids)
Source: RefSeq, a predicted model, not a curated record
UUACCACCAUUACAGAAUCUAAUCAGAAAAAAAAAUAUUUGCCCAAUUACAGCUAAAGUUCUGUUCCUUGUUACAGGUGUCUCACUUUCUUUUUUUUUGAAAAAAAAAUGUUUUCUGUACUAUAGUUUAUUUAGAAAGCCUAUUGCAAUAAUACCAUUUCACAUUCCCAAAUGUAUUCUUGAAUUUUUCUAUAUCCUCUCGGCAAGUUUACAUUUUGCACUCUUUUAUAUAAUAUAUAGUCUACGAUUACAUAUGGAAGAGUUCCGGCCGAGUUUCCGGUGCUCCGAUGACCGGAGAUUGGAGAUCGUAAGCGGAAAGGGGUUCAACAUCAAUCAGGUAAAUCGGGCUCGGUCACCGGAUCUGGCUGGGGUAACGAGCAAGGGGACGUGGCCGAGUCAGGUGGCAGCAGCGCCGUCGUCGAAUAAGCCAUGGGGAUUCAAUGAUCCAGAGAUGAAGAGACGAAAGAGAAUAGCUAAGUACAAAGUUUACACUAUUGAAGGAAAGGUCAAAACUACAAUUAGAAAUGGACUAAGGUGGUUCAAAAAUAAAUGCUCUGAAAUCAUCCAUGGAUAUUGAUUAAUUAUCCUUUCCGACUCUACUAACACGAGAUGUUUU